This is a messenger RNA of Penicillium cataractarum, 1359 nucleotides long. RefSeq lists its product as uncharacterized. The transcript has 3 exons. NCBI's taxonomy places the organism in Eukaryota, Fungi, Ascomycota, Eurotiomycetes, Eurotiales, Aspergillaceae. Bases 1 to 1359 code for a protein of 452 amino acids. The record is from RefSeq and is a predicted model, not a curated record.
AUGCCGCAGGCUGUGGCCUCAGGCCCAGCGAUGCGCAGUCAAGUGUUUUCCGAAUUUGCGAAUAUCUAUUUCCCGCAGAGCAUUGAUACGAGUUAUGCGCUGGAUGUGUGGCAUUACCUGAUCUCCGGGUUUUCAGCGCUACCGAAGAAGACGGAGAUGUUGGAUAAAGCGAUCGCAGCGUUGGCGUGCUUCUACUUGGGCAAGCUGCGAAAUGAUUCUCAUCUCUUUCAUCAUGGCAUUCAGCUGUAUAAUAGUGCCAUCCGCCAUCUUUCGGUCAUGAUGAGCCAGAAUAACUACUGCGACGAUAUCGUGUAUACGACGAUUGUCUUUCAAGAAAUAGAGUCAUGCUACUGCCCUCAUGGCCUGCAUGUAUGGGUCGCACAUAUUGCAGGCACCAAUGCGAUCCUAAGGCACUUUCGUCGAAGGGCAGGGAAGAACCCUUUAAUCGACGCCAUUUACAAUCAACACCAAAAGCUACGAAUACUAUUCUCAACAACGGGCAGGGGCAUGUCCCCAGAAGACUAUGACUACCUCACAAAACCCUGCGACGAUCGACCCGUGAACGGAUUAAUGAAAUUCUAUGGCGAGGCCUCUCCAAUAGUAGACGCAAUCAACAACGUCGAUGCUUCAGACUAUCAAGCCUGUCAAACAGUCCUUGCCAAAUGCAUCGCACACAAGGACGCCCUGAUGGCAUGGUACGCAGCUCACAAAAAGGAUUUCGGCGGCGGACCCUCAGAAUGCGAGCCUGGUACAACAUUGAACCCACGACUUUCCCCAACAGACGAUCUCUUCGGUGUAUCGUACCGCUUCUCAUCACUCGAUAACGCAAAGCUACAUAUCGUCUUCUGGGUCGCAUUAUCCAUCAGCCAUCGCAUGAUCUACGAAGCCCGAGGCCUCGUCCUCUCCCACAGCAACGAAUCCGACAUACCCAUCGACCGCACGCAAGACGUGGACUUGCUACUUUCAAUGUUCUACCACGACGAAAUCGGCCGGUCCGUUCCGUACUGCGUGCAAGACUCUAUGAAAUCCUGGGGCUACUCUACGCUACUAUGGGGCCUAAGUCAAAUCCUCAACCCCUACGCUGAAGCAGGGAACUGGGAGAAAUUCGUCUGGUGUCAAAAGGCGUUGUUACUUGGCUCCGAGCGAGGAUAUGAGUCUGCAGUUCGACUGAAUGAAAUCUUUUGGGCGGUAUGGCAUCGGGUGAACCCUCGACAAAAGAGGUUUAUGGGCCUGGCGCUGCGUGACUUUGAUCCGCAGUAUAUAGAUACGCCGAAACAGCAUUAUAUGAAACUUGUGGAUAGGACGGUUGAGCCGGUUGUGUUGGAUACGCCGCCCGAGGAGAGUUUAUAUGAGUCAUAG